This is a messenger RNA of Staurois parvus, 1298 nucleotides long. Lineage: Eukaryota; Metazoa; Chordata; Amphibia; Anura; Ranidae. The record is from the annotation of a GenBank genome assembly.
AUGUCCAAUCAAAGGUACACUAGUGAAGAGGCCUACAGGAUUCUGAGUAUGUCAGGUGAGUGCGAAGUGGAAGACUCACUGACAGAAUCCGCCUCAGAAUACAAACCUGUAGACAGCAGCGGCACCCUGACAGUUAGCUCAGACGACGGAGAAGAGGUCCCUGCUGAGAUCACGUGUACCCAACCCCAUUUCCAGGUUGCUGAGGUGGUACAAACGCAUGAUGAUUCUCAUAUGCAGCAGAGUGCCAGUACUAGUUCCGCGCUACCUUUUGGUGAACUGGCAAGCACCAGCGGCCUAGUAUGUCCUGGUCUUAUACAUACCAGCACUGCAGUAUCACUUGGUGACGUGGCGAGUCCCAUAAGUGCAGUACAAGCUUGUACAGUGGUGAGCACAAGUAGUGUCCCGCGGCCACCAAGAAUUCGCACACAGGCCCGUAGAGCCCCUAGUAUCCUUUCAGAUGUGCUUGCAAAUCCCGAUUGGCAGCCCACAAAUUCUGCAGCACCCAUACUUCCCCCAUACACUGCCCAACCUGGAAUUCAGGUGGAAACACCAAGUUUAAAUACUCCCAUUGAUUUUUUUGGAGCUGUUUUUCACAGAUGAUCUUUAUGCAUUGAUUGUGGAUCAAAGCAAUUUAUAUGCACAACAAUUUAUCGCCGCCAACCCAAAUUCAAACCUUGCCAGACUAUUCGUAUGGAAACCCAUUACGGUUUCCGAAUUUAAAGUUUUUUUGGGCCUAACCCUCAACAUGGGCAUUACUAAAAAAAAUUAAUUGCGGUUGUAUUGGUCCUCAGACCCGAUUCAUCAUAUGCCCGUGUUCUCUGCUGCCAUGGCCAGGUAUAGAUAUGAGACGAUAUUGCAUUUUAUGCACUUCAAUGACAACAUACUCAGUCCUCCUCGGGGUAAGCCUAAAUUUGACUGGCUCCACAAAAUUCGGCCCCUCGUAAAUCACCUUAAUCAAAAAUUUGCAGAUGUCUAUACUCCCCAGCAAAAAAUCUGCAUUGAUGAGUCCCUCAUUAAUUUUUCUGGCUGCCUUGCAUUCAAUUUCUCCCCAGCAAGCGUGCCAGAUAUGGGGUCAAGAUGUAGAAGACCUGUGAGAGGGCAACAGGCUAUACUUCUACAUUUUGGAUUUACGAAGUAAAAGAUAGUCACGCGGAGCCCCCAGAUGACCAGACUACAUGGGGAGUAGUGGCAAGAUAGUUUGGGACUUAGUGUCAUCCUUUUUCCAUAUGGGGUACCACUUAUACGUGGACAAUUUUUAUUCAAGCGUGCCACUAUUUAGACAUUUGUACAAUCUUGGA